This is a messenger RNA of Arabis nemorensis, 1866 nucleotides long. The record is from the annotation of a GenBank genome assembly. Lineage: Eukaryota; Viridiplantae; Streptophyta; Magnoliopsida; Brassicales; Brassicaceae.
AUGUACGGCCGAGAUCCAUGGGGUGGUCCACUCGAGAUCAACGCCGCCGAUUCCGCCACCGACGACGAUCGUAGUCGGAAUUUGAACGAUCUCGACCGUGCGGCUCUCUCACGUCCCCUCGACGAGACGCAGCAGAGCUGGCUUCUUGGUCCGACCGAGCAGAAGAAGAAAAAGUAUGUCGAUCUCGGCUGUAUAAUCGUCAGCCGCAAGAUCUUCGUCUGGACCGUCGGUACUAUCGUCGCCGCCGCUCUGCUCGCUGGAUUUAUCACCUUGAUCGUCAAGACUGUGCCGCGCAACCACCACAAGCAUCCGCCGCCUGACAAUUACACACUCGCCCUCCACAAAGCUCUCAAGUUCUUCAAUGCCCAGCGAUCUGGGAAGUUGCCGAGGCACAAUAACGUGUCAUGGAGGGGUAACUCUGGGCUUCAAGAUGGGAAAGGCAGUCCAGGGAGCUUCUACAAAGAUUUGGUGGGAGGUUAUUAUGAUGCUGGAGAUGCUAUCAAGUUCAACUUCCCCAUGGCUUAUGCUAUGACCAUGUUGAGCUGGAGUGUUAUCGAAUACAGCGCCAAAUUCGAAGCCGCAGGAGAGCUCGCCCAUGUCAAGGAACUCAUCAAAUGGGGAACUGACUACUUCCUCAAGACCUUCAAUAGCACCGCUGAUUCGAUUGAUGAUCUCGUCUCUCAGGUCGGAUCAGGAAACACCGACGAAGGGAGUACUGAUCCUAAUGACCAUUACUGCUGGAUGCGGCCUGAGGACAUUGACUAUAAAAGGCCUGUAACUACCUGUAAUGGCGGCUGCUCGGAUCUCGCUGCUGAGAUGGCAGCUGCGCUGGCUUCAGCAUCCAUCGUCUUCAAGGACAACAAGGAAUAUUCUAAAAAGCUUGUCCAUGGUGCUAAGACCGUGUACCAGUUUGGAAGGACACGGAGAGGGAGAUACAGUGCAGGCACUGCGGAAUCUAGCAAGUUCUACAAUUCAAGCAUGUACUGGGAUGAGUUUAUUUGGGGUGGUGCUUGGUUGUACUACGCUACAGGAAACGUAACCUAUCUCGAACUAAUCACCAAACCUACCAUGGCCAAGCAUGCUGGUGCCUUCUGGGGUGGCCCUUUCUAUGGUGUAUUUAGCUGGGACAACAAGCUUGCAGGCGCCCAGUUGCUGUUGAGCCGGUUGAGGUUAUUUCUUAGUCCUGGCUAUCCAUAUGAAGAAAUUCUAAGAACCUUCCACAAUCAGACAAGCAUAGUCAUGUGCUCAUACUUACCUUAUUUCAACAAAUUCAACAGAACCAAGGGAGGUUUGAUAGAGUUGAAUCAUGGAGACCCACAGCCUCUGCAGUAUGCUGCAAAUGCAGCUUUCUUAGCGACACUCUACAGUGAUUAUCUGGAUGCUGCUGAUACUCCUGGAUGGUACUGUGGACCUAAUUUCUAUUCAACCAAAGUCCUACGCGAGUUUGCGAGAUCCCAGAUUGAUUACAUACUCGGUAAAAACCCUCGGAAAAUGAGUUAUCUGGUGGGUUUUGGCCCACGAUACCCGAGACGCGUGCAUCACAGAGGUGCUUCGAUUCCUAAGAACAAAGUCAAAUAUAACUGCAAAGGAGGAUGGAAAUGGAGAGACAGCAAGAAACCAAACCCAAACACGAUUGAAGGAGCCAUGGUUGCUGGUCCUGACAAGCAUGAUGGGUUCCGCGAUGUCCGUACUAACUACAACUACACUGAACCGACCCUUGCUGGAAAUGCUGGUCUGGUCGCAGCUCUCGUGGCAUUGUCGGGUGACGAAGACACCUCUGGUACUAUAGACAAAAAUACUAUUUUCUCAGCUGUUCCUCCGUUGUUCCCGACUCCACCGCCGCCACCAGCACCAUGGAGACCUUGA